Messenger RNA from Petromyzon marinus (sea lamprey), 1794 nucleotides. The record is from RefSeq and is a predicted model, not a curated record. Lineage: Eukaryota; Metazoa; Chordata; Hyperoartia; Petromyzontiformes; Petromyzontidae.
AUGCCUCGCCGUGUCACCGUGUUCCUCGUCGCCCUGCAGGUGUGGAGGACGAGCAACGCGGAGGAUGGCCACAGGUUCACGCUGUCCGCGUCGGGCAGCAUCGAGGACCCCACCCGGACGUUCUCCAUCGACGCGGCGUCGGGCGACGUCUACGUGCUCCGCGCCCUCGACCGCGAGCGCAACGCCACCCACCAGGGUCCCACCGUGAUGCUCGUCCACGUGCUCGACCAGAACGACAACCGCCCGCGCUUCCAGCAUGAGCCCUUCCACGCGCAGCUGCCCGAGCACGCACCCCGCGGUCACCACGUGAUCCACGUGGAGGCGGAUGACCCGGACAACCCGGAGACGGGGAACGCGGAGCUUCGCUACUCGCUGGGGCCUCCGCGCCCACCGCCCGCCAACCGCUCGGCCGUCAGCUUCGCCAUCGACCCCCUCAGCGGCGACAUCACGACGACCUCCGACCCGCAGCUGCUCGACCGCGAGGCGCUGGCCACGCUCACCUACGAGCUGGUGGUGAGCGUAUCGGACAUGGCUGGCGGAGACUCGGGCCUGGUGAGGAGCAGCACGGUCACCGUCACCAUCGCCGACAUCAACGACAACCCACCCGUCUUCCACCCGACCACGCGGUUCGAGGUGUCCGUGGAGGAGAACGUGGUGAGGCCUCUGCUGAACCUGACGGUGCGCGACGUGGACGAGCGUGGCAGCGCCAACUGGGAGGUCUCCUUCUCCAUCAUCAGCGGCGACACGGACGGCACGUUCAACGUGAGCACGCGGCCACACAGCAACCGCGGCAUCCUCGGCCUGGCGCAGCCGCUGGACUACGAGACGUGGCGCGUGCACGCCCUGCUGGUGCGCGCGGACAACCUGGCCCCACUGGUGCCCCACGUGCGCCUCCCCCACGCGUCGACGGCCACCAUCGUGGUGUCGGUGCUGGAUACCAACGAGCCGCCCGUGUUCCACCACGGGCCCAAUGCCACCGUGGUGGCGCUCCAGCAGGAGGGCCUCCGGCCGGGCGCCACGGUGGCGCGCCUCAACGCCAGCGACCCCGACCACGCGCAGCAGCAGAUCGUGCGCUACUCGGUGCUGAGCGACCCGGCUCGCUGGCUGCGCGUGGACGCCCUCUCCGGCGUCGUCACCACCACCGCGGUGCUCGACCGCGAGUCGGUCCACGUCAACCACGGCCACGACUACGAGGCCACGUUCCUCGCCACCGACAAUGGCCACCCGCCGGCGUCGUCCACGGCCACGCUGUUGCUGCGCCUCUCCGACGAGAACGACCACGCGCCCGCGGUGUCACCGGCGUGGGCGCUCGUGUGCACGGGGCGCGGCUCGCUCGCCAACCGCUCCCUCGCCACCCUCGUCGCCUCCGACCCCCACGACCUCCCGGGCAACGCGGGGCCGUUCACCUUCCGGCUGGGCCACCGCGCGCAGAGCGCGGGGCCUGCGCAGCGCCUCCUCGCCCUCCUCGGGGUGCCCACCGAGGAGGAGAAGCUGCGCCUCAGCUGGCGCCUCGACGUCGUCAACGAGACGCACGCCGACCUGGUGUCGCUCUCCGAGGUGUCCCGGGGCCAGCACCUCGUCCCCGUCAGCGUGGCCGACUCGGGCCGCCCGCCACAGACCACGCUGCUCGUGUUCAACGCCUCCGUGUGCUCCUGCUCACCGCCGGCGGCACGCUCGGGCGGCGCGGCGCAGCCCCUCGACUGCAGCUCGGGGGCCCCGGGGGGACCACGGCGGUUCACGCCACCCCUGCUCAGCUUCGGAGAUUUCGGCGUGUUUAUCUGCCAUCGAGAAUGA